AUGACGGACCAGUUCAUUUCAGCUGGAGAGCACAAGUGGCUUCAGCAGUCGGGCUUGGUCAUGCUGCUACCCCACGGCUACAUGGGACAAGGAGCCGAACAUUCCUCUUGCCGCAUCGAGCGCUUCCUACAGCUCUCGGAUGAUGACGAGGAUGACAUCCCCGACUUUGCAGACGGCUUCGGCCGGCGGCAAGCGCAGAGGGCCAACUGGCAGGUCAUGAACUUGUCCACUCCGGCCAACUACUUCGAUGCCCUGCGCCGGCAGCAGCACCGAGACUUCAGGAAACCCAUGGUCGUGGCCUCUCCGAAGAACCUCUUCCGGCUCCGGCAGUGCGUGAGCCCCUUGAGCGACAUGGAGUUGGACACCCGCUUCCAGCGUUUGAUUGGUGAGCGGGAUCCGGAGAUUGCCGCACACCCGGACAAGGUUGAGCGCUUGGUCUUCUGUAGCGGAAAGAUCUACUAUGAGUUGGUUGCAGAGCGGGAGAGGUUGGGCCUGAAAAACGUGGCCAUCAUCACCUUGGAACAGCUCGCGCCCUUCCCGUUUGACCGUGUCAAGCAGGUCAUGGAAAGGUAUUCCCAUGUGGACAUCGGCGAUGGUGUUCAUCCAGGGCAGCUGGUCUGGUGCCAGGAGGAGCCCAAGAAUAUGGGGCCCUGGGCAUACGUACGGCCUCGCUUUGUCACUACGGCUCGAGAAGGCUUUGACCAGGACCUGGUCAUGCGCUACAUCGGCCGCCGCGCAGCGGCCUCGCCGGCCACCGGUUAUCCCAAGCUGCACAACGCCGAGCAGGAAGCGAUCCUCCGAGAGGCGGUUUGGGUCCAUCGAGAUCCCAGGAGCGGAGGACAACUUCUCAGUACAGCGACCCUCAUCCUUGCUGGGCUAUCAGACCUGAGAGCAGCCAGAGAGGCACAGCUACCUGUAGCAUAG
Messenger RNA from Durusdinium trenchii, 924 nucleotides. The record is from the annotation of a GenBank genome assembly. Lineage: Eukaryota; Dinophyceae; Suessiales; Symbiodiniaceae.